CCCCCCAUUACGUCCAUUAGCCCUCUGUACCCCUUCCCUGGCCCCCUUCGGUUUCCCUGCAAAAAUAAUAAUAAUACUGUCAAUCAAGCCCGUCUUCCUGCCCAUCCUUUACCGCUACCUUACAUUUGUGCUCGAAAGAAGCCAGGGGUGUCGCUUCGAUCCUUCCCUGGCAAAUACCCGACGUUAACGAUUGGCCCCCUCGGUCUCGCAUCACCAUCCCGAACUUACAAUCACACCCGUCGCCUGGAUUUCCUCACCCAGGAAUUGGCGGUCCCAUAAAUACCCCCACGGCGUCCUUUCUGAGAGGUCACCGUUGAGUCCACAUUUUCCCGCAUUUCCGAGAGGUUGGGUUCAAGAGGCAACCAUUCUCCACGUGCAGACCGUCAUAUAUCCAUCCCUCAUCACCUCAAACCCGCUUAGAGGAUCUUUCGUCUCAACACUCCCGCAGUCACACUCCCCCUUCCUCUCUCGCCUUUAAAACUGCUACCACCACCACCACUCUUCAACACCACCACCUACCAUCUACCACCACCCAAAUUCACAUCCAUUACCACUCAUCCACGUAAUGAAUCUUCCCAGCCUUGUCCACCAGUCGCGGCACCACAACCACUACCCGCAGUCUGCUCAGAGUAAUGGACUUGAUUUCUCAGAUCACCAGUCUCCUGCUCCAUACCUACAUCGUCCACAUGAAUACGCUCACCCACCCGCGCCUCCUCCAUCACCACCAGUAGAGGAUAGCAAUAAAUGUUCUCUACCAUCGAUUUCAACACUGCUCGUAUUCGCCGAUGGAGGCCAACCAGGGGGAAAUGGAAUGGACAGAAUGGAGAGGCAACAACGGUCUCCUCAAUACCAGAGCCAGCCACUUCAUAGUUCUGGGCCUACUCUUCCUCCCACCCCUCCUAUGAGACCUGACUCAGUUUUUGAGGGUAAUAAUUCGCCCACACUGUCAUCGACAUCACCUUCAUCUUCUUACUUCUACUCCCCUACUUCAUCGCAAGGAGGGAACCGAAAUUCUUACCCUCCUGCGCAGUCAAAGUACCCGUCGCCUCCUGAGACGUCCUAUCUUCCUCAAUACUCUUAUUCACCAUCCACUCCUCAGAGCCAGCCUGCCAUGGCAUACACAUCAAAUCCUUGGCAUCACCAUCACCAUUCAUCACCCGCUUCACACGCUGCGUUUCCGCAAUCGCAAGAUCGUUACAUCUGUCCGACAUGCAACAAAGCAUUUUCGAGACCCAGUAGUCUGAGAAUACACAGUCACAGUCAUACUGGCGAGAAACCCUUCAAAUGCCCUCACCACGGAUGCGGCAAGGCUUUCAGCGUACGGAGCAACAUGAAGCGCCACGAGAGAGGUUGCCAUCAAUAAUAACAAAAAUCAAGAAAGAAUGACGACGACUACAAAAAGUCUGUUAAUAUACAAAAAAAAAAAAAAGGUGGUGCAUGAACCGGCGAACAAGAAGUUUCUGGGUAAUUUUUAAAUAUUGGAUGCUAUUUCUUGUUGUCCUUACAAUUACCAUUUUCCCCGGUCUGAGUGUUCACCGUACACCAGGAUCUUAUUCGCGGGUCGACCAGCGCGGCGAUACCCAAUCAUGCUUAGCGUUUUGUAGAUUAUUCCCUUUUGUAUCCUGUAUCCUCUACUGUUUCUCUCUGGGUCUUCACUUUUGUUUGCGGUCAUUUUCUUACUAGCAUUGCAAACUCUACGGCGCAAUCUGGGUCUGAUCUUGAAUUAUGCCAUGUGUUUAUGGCGAGUACUGAUUAUGUUGGGUCUGUUUUGGGUACCAAAGUUUAUUGUAUCAUAUGAAUAUGCUCUUAGCUUAACCGGCCGAGCAUCGGUGGAACACCUAGUUUAUAUUUCUAGUGUCAAAAAUAUAAUCAAGGGUAUCAAGGAA
Molecule: messenger RNA, 1886 nt
Organism: Tuber melanosporum (Perigord truffle)
Lineage: Eukaryota; Fungi; Ascomycota; Pezizomycetes; Pezizales; Tuberaceae
Exons: 3
Coding region: 566-1363 (265 amino acids)
Biological process (GO): regulation of transcription by RNA polymerase II
Cellular component (GO): transcription regulator complex; PcG protein complex
Molecular function (GO): DNA-binding transcription factor activity, RNA polymerase II-specific; RNA polymerase II cis-regulatory region sequence-specific DNA binding
Source: RefSeq, a predicted model, not a curated record